UCAUGAACAAAAAUUUUUAUCAUUUUCUUUUUCCUAGCUUUACAACUUUAGUUAGUUCCCGCUUUUAUCUGAUACUCUUUAUUUACUCACACAGUCACACUGUCAUCAUAUGUAAACGCAGUUGUUGUUCAACUUCCAAUUUUCAAUCUCUCUCUUUCUCACUGCGUUAUUAUGGCAACGUCAGAAUUAAAAUUCCAAAUUUUUAUCAUUUUCUUGUAUAAUCAGACUAUUUAGAGCUGGACCAUGAUGUUGGCCGAGUGGUUAAGAUUGAGGUGCUGUCAACGAUAGAUAUUGGAGAUCCGAUUUUAGCUAAAGAUGGGCCACAAAGUAUGAUCCCAAUGCUUUUCAAACUAAAUCGUUGGCAAUGGUGGCUUUUGGUGGGACUCAAUAUAUUCUUCCUUGUAGCUGGACAAACAGCUGCUGUACUUUUAGGAAGGUUUUAUUAUGAUCAAGGCGGAUCUAGUACGUUGUUGGCCACCCUUGUACAAACUGCUGGGUUUCCUAUCCUUUUCAUCCCACUUAUAUUUCUUCCAGCUUCUCACCGUUCUCCAACCCCUUCCGAUGCACUUUCUGGAAAGUAUAUUUGCUUAAUUUAUAUUGCCUUGGGAAUAGUUCUGGCUGGUGACAAUUUACUAUAUUCUUAUGGACUGUUAUAUCUCUCUGCUUCGACAUAUUCUCUCAUUUGUGCUACCCAGUUAGCUUUUAAUGCUGUCUUUGCUUACUUCAUCAAUUCUCAGAAGUUCACCCCAUUGAUUCUUAAUGCUGUGGUCAUUCUUUCAUACUCUGCGGCUCUGCUAGGGGUUAAUGAGAGUUCCGAUAUGCCAGAAGGAGUGACCAAGUCACAGUAUGCAAUUGGAUUUAUGUGCACCCUUGCAGCUUCAGCUAUUUACUCACUUUUGCUUUCACUGAUGCAACUUACCUUUCAAAAGGCUCUGAAAAAGGAAACAUUUUCGGUUGUUUUAGAGAUGCAAAUCUACCCAUCAAUAGUUGCAAGUAUUGUUUCGGUUAUAGCACUAUUUGUAAGUGGGCAAUGGCGGACCUUGCAAGGAGAAAUGCACGGCUUUCACAUGGGGGAAGUUUCCUAUGUGAUGACUGUUGUCUGGACCGGUAUAUGUUGGCAGGUUUGCUCAGUUGGUGUGGUUGGCCUUAUCUUUUUGGUAUCUUCGCUGUUCUCGAAUGUCAUCAGUACAGUGGCUUUGGUUGUUGGUCCUAUUGCUUCUGUCAUAGCCUUCCACGAUAAGAUGAAUGGUGUCAAGAUUAUUGCUAUGCUUUCUGCACUCUGGGGAUUUGCUUCUUAUAUUUAUCAGAAUUACAUUGAUGAUUCUAGAUCAAAGGAAUUACGAAGACAAAUGGAGGCCAAUGAGACAAGGGUUGCUGCUUGCUAAUACUCUAAUUGUUCAUUAAGUUGCAAAGAGAUGAAAUAGCAUUAUUUUCUGUAGAGAGCAAAAUCCACUUUUUUAUUAGUUGAUAUCCUUAACUCAUUUUCAUAUAUUUUGCUAGGAAUGUAUUGUCUCCAUUAUCUUUGUUUUAUGUUCUUUUUUAACAUAUGAGGUAUAUGAAGUUCGGAUGAAAAAGAACUAAAAUGUAUACCAAUGAAACAUAAAGAAUUUAAGAGGCCCUAUAUUCCAGGGUUGAGACUUGAGGUCAAGUGUCCUUAUUGCAUUUUUCAUACAUGACAUACAAAGCUUCGGUCCUC
Beta vulgaris subsp. vulgaris (sugar beet) is the source of this 1696-nucleotide messenger RNA. Its product is annotated as probable purine permease 11. Gene Ontology annotation, molecular function: purine nucleoside transmembrane transporter activity. The record is from RefSeq and is a predicted model, not a curated record. NCBI's taxonomy places the organism in Eukaryota, Viridiplantae, Streptophyta, Magnoliopsida, Caryophyllales, Amaranthaceae. The transcript has 3 exons. Gene Ontology annotation, cellular component: membrane. The coding region runs from base 330 to 1385 and encodes 351 amino acids.